UGAGGAAACUGUAAAAGCUAUGCCGGGGAGGCGGCGCGGAGCUUGAUUCACCUUCACCUGCGCUGGGCACCCUCCUGACCCCUGGUUUCCGCCCGGAGAGCAGUGAGAUAUGAACGGACGGGUGGAUUAUUUAGUCACGGAGGAAGAGAUCAACCUGACCAGAGGACCCUCGGGGCUGGGCUUCAACAUCGUCGGUGGGACAGAUCAACAGUAUGUCUCCAACGACAGUGGCAUCUACGUCAGCCGCAUCAAAGAGGAUGGGGCUGCGGCCCAGGAUGGGCGGCUCCAGGAGGGUGAUAAGAUCCUCUCGGUAAAUGGUCAAGACCUGAAGAACCUGCUGCACCAAGAUGCUGUAGACCUCUUUCGUAAUGCAGGGUGUGCUGUGUCCCUGAGAGUACAGCACAGGUUACCAGUGCAGAAUGGACCUAUAGUACAUCGAGGCGAAGGAGAGCCAAGUGGAGUUCCUGUAGCUAUGGUGCUGCUACCUGUGUUUGCCCUCACCAUGGUAGCAGUUUGGGCCUUUGUGAGAUACCGAAAGCAGCUUUGAAAUGCUUGCUGUCUUUCAGUGUGUCCAAUGAACUAUAUCUAUCUCACUCACGGUCUCUGACACCCUCCCAUAUUCUUUCUUCUCCACGUAGCCAACACAUGAUUUAAAGUGACUGCUUAUCACCCAAAACCCUGCUAUUCAAAAUCUCCAAGACUUCAAUUCUAAUCGAAGAGUAAAGGAAUUAUUUGAAGAAAAGCUGGGGGCAGGGGGCGGGGGAGCCUUGCUUAGAAUAAACAAGCUAUAUAUUUUACUAGAACUGCCAAUAAAAAUUCAGCUAUCAUCCAAAGAGGACAAGCUCAGUCUUCCUGUCUUUAUGGAUGACACCUUUUUCUUAGCUGGCGUGCUUUGAAGGCUAGCUGUGCUAUGUGAAAGGAGGAGCUGAUUUUCUUUUCUUUUCUUUUUUUAAAUGAUUUUUCUUGGGAAGUAUUUGUGGCCUUUAAUGUAACUAUAUACCUAGAUGCCUAUAUUGGACAUAGGUGAAUGAAAUUUUUUCUUUUUUUUUAUUUAAAAAAGAAAAUACAUAUAUACAGUAAUACACAUGUACACACAUGCAUAAUAGGAUAAAAUUGAUGCCUUAUGGAGAAUUAAAAAGGUGAGAAAACUACUGGUUCCUGGGUUUCUAAUGGACAUUUUUUUGGGACUAGGGGAUCAUAUUCCUUUAUAUAUAUAUAAUCAAGACUCAUACUGAAGAAUGAGUUCUGGAUUAUAAAGAGAACUUACUUUUUCCGCUUCUCUUUGUCCACAAGUUAAAAACAUACACAGUGCUAAGGGAUGAUUGUAACUGAAACACUUCAAGAACUAUUGGGAGAGCACGUAUAAUGGGGAUGGGAAAGUUAGCUUUAAAAGAGGAUGUUCAGUCAGUGGCAUUAGGAAAAUAGUGACUGAAGCAGUUAGUUAAAAAUUGUAGAACAACUUGUGUUACACAGUAGCAACAGUGGUGUGGGAAACUGUAGUAAGGUAGCUCUCCUCAAGUCAAUUUGUUCAAAAGACAGGGGUGUAAAGAUGAUUCCUGCCAGUCUAUUUUACCAUACUGUUCAAGGAUCAUUGGCAUGGGGAUGGGAAGCCGAAGGGCCAAGUAAACCAUCCAGACAACUGAAAAAAGAUGAUGCCACAAGGUGGCACCUGAACCCCGCAAGCCGCUCAACAGUUUUCAGUUUGCAGCAUCAGGCAAAGCCUAAGAGAAGGAACGGCCUUCCUGGCAGGAUUCUGAUUGAGUUAAGAUGAGAAGGCCUGAAUUGAUUUAAGUUUUUCUUUUUGUGUAUUUUCCCCCAAAGCUAUAAACACUAGUUUUGGUUUUAAUAAGGUCAAUGGACCAUUUUUCAGAAAAGGGGAAGGAAUAAGGUUUGUUUGUUUGUAGAGGGUACAAGGAAAUUUGGUGAGCAUUUCUGAGGAAAGCCUGAGUACGCGUUGUAGAUAAUAGAUGCCAGAAAAUAGCAGGAGUAUUGGCGAGGUGGGAGCUGUCCUGUUCAAAUAGCAUCUACGGUGGUUUCAAAGUACUGAGGAGAGUUGAACCAAGUCUGUUUUUCACUUUAACAAAAUAAUUUCCAUCUUUUCAAUAAAUUGGCCAUCCUAUUAUUUUGACAUAAGAUUAUGAACAGUUUUCCUGACAGCCUAGCAGUCACUUAACAGAUGUUGAUUGCACAUUAGUUUUGUCAAGACACCUUUAGGGAAAUGCACAUACCUCAUCCGAAAGGACAUUGUGGUUACAGUUAGGAAGAAAACCUUUAAAAUGGAAUUAGCCAUGUAAGUGUAAGUUGUUUAUAUUACAGACAGCAAAAGAAAAUAGCUCCUGAGAUCUGGGCACUGAAGAUUUCAUAGAGGCGGGCAUCUUUAGGUGCCAAUCAUCUAGUAAGAGCAUGCAUAAAUAGGGGAAAAGUUAGAGUCUUAGGUUGAGCAAUAAACGAAACCAGUAAGAAAAAUACUGCCAUGCAAAACAACACAAUGCAGCAACAUAGAAGAUAAGCAGAUAACCAGCAAGUAUUGUAAGGAAUUGAGGAAAGGAAAGCCAUUGGGUGGUGGCAUCUGGGGAGAAUGGAAAGUCUUGAACAGUCCAAUGAGACUUUGCCUCUGGGUAAACAAACUAUUGAUACAGGGAGACAUUGGCUUUAAACAAUCUUCACAUAACAAAGCCAUUCAGUACUUUUUGAAACUGACUUAGUAUCAGGAGUCAUUGUAAGUUCCAUAGAAAGCAAGACAUAUUCCAGUUCUUGUCUUGACAGCAGCACUCUGGAGGCCCAAUGUCUGGUACCCUCCUUAUAUCUGAUGGCCUGGGUGACAGCUCUGCCGUAGGCCUGCUUACCUCUAGUAUUCACCUCAGGGCUUGGAAAUUUAUUUUGAAAGACCUUCAGACAUACAAAGUAAAACAAAUGACAAGGAGGAUAAAACACUGUUGUGUGUUGAUAUGUGUUGUAUUGUUGAUGUAGAUCAAAAAUAGCAUUGGUAGAAGUUUUACUUUAGUUGAUAAGGAUUCUGGUAACACUUGGAUCUCCUUAGGGAAAAAACAUUUGACCAAAACAUUUAAGUUUUAGGCAAGUACUUUAAUAUUUCACUCUUAGUUAGUUGUAUGAAAACUAAAAUUGUAAUAUUUGAGAUGUUGAGAAUCUAUGUAGAUUAUUCAAAUUUUAUGUUCCCUAUAGACUGACUCAAAUAUUCCUACCACCUUAAAGAUUAUAUAUGCUGUUCCUACCACAUAAAAUUAUAAUGUUUAAUGUUUUGAAAAUUGAUUGUAGGUAUUUUUAAGUCCCCAGAAAGUAUUUCUUGUAUUUGUCAUUGUGAAUAUAUGUAAUUCUAAUAGA
Grammomys surdaster is the source of this 3342-nucleotide messenger RNA. RefSeq names its product synaptojanin 2 binding protein (gene Synj2bp). Bases 110 to 547 code for a protein of 145 amino acids. NCBI's taxonomy places the organism in Eukaryota, Metazoa, Chordata, Mammalia, Rodentia, Muridae. Gene Ontology annotation, molecular function: protein binding. The transcript has 4 exons. The record is from RefSeq and is a predicted model, not a curated record.